Messenger RNA from Plasmodium adleri (nom. inval.), 972 nucleotides. Its product is annotated as erythrocyte membrane protein 1, PfEMP1, putative. The transcript has a single exon. The record is from RefSeq and is a predicted model, not a curated record. NCBI's taxonomy places the organism in Eukaryota, Apicomplexa, Aconoidasida, Haemosporida, Plasmodiidae. Bases 1 to 972 code for a protein of 323 amino acids.
AUGCCGACAAAAACAUCAACGAAUAGAUAUGUGCCCUAUGGUCGUUAUAAAGGAAGGACAUAUAUUUAUAUGGAAGGAGAAGAAACAGAUGAUUAUGUACGUGAUAUAUCUUCUUCUGAUGUCACCACCUCUUCGUCCGAAAGUGAGUAUGAAGAGAUAGAUAUAUAUAAACCACGUAGUCCUAAAUACAAAACUUUAAUUGAAGUGGUACUAAAACCAACAAAACAACCAAGUGAUACACCAAGUGGUACCAUACCUAGUGAUAUACCAAACAGUCGUACCAUACCAAGUCAUAUACCCAUAAAUGAUGAGUGGAAUCAAUUGAAACAUGAUUUUAUUUUGAACAUGUUACAAAAUGAUAUACCUGGAAACACUACAGAUACUAAUAUUUCAUAUAGUGGUAUGCCUAUAGAACAACCUUUUAUUACACAAAUCCAAGAUAGAAAAUUAUAUAGUGAUGAUAGCGAAAUUAUAUAUAAUAUUGAUUGGAAUAUUCCGGAAAAUAUCACAACAAAUACUGCGACAUAUAAUAGUUUAUAUAGUGGUAUAGAUCUAAUUAAUGAUUCUUUAAAUAGUGGUAAUAAUAUAUAUGAUGAAUUAUUGAAAAGAAAAGAAAAUGAAUUAUAUGGAACAAAACAUAGGAAACAUACAACAACAAAUAGUGUUGCAAAACAAAUAUAUGAUGAUCCUACACUCAAUCAAAUAGAAUUGUUUGAUAAAUGGUUAGAGAGAAAUAAAGAUAUGUACAACCAAUGGAAUAUCCAACGUGAUAUGUUAAACCAGUGGAAUAUACAACGUGAUAACGACAAUACUACGAACCAUACACACAAAUUGUUGAAUACCAACCUUUCUAUAGAAAUAAGUAGUGAUAUCAAUGCUACAUCUAAAAUGGAUAUGAGUGAUACUAAUACAUAUACUUAUUUGGAUGAUAUGGAUUCGUUCGAAAAUGGUAGUGAUGAAAAUUUAUUAUGA